Molecule: messenger RNA, 474 nt
Organism: Penicillium paradoxum
Lineage: Eukaryota; Fungi; Ascomycota; Eurotiomycetes; Eurotiales; Aspergillaceae
Exons: 1
Coding region: 1-474 (157 amino acids)
Source: RefSeq, a predicted model, not a curated record
AUGCACACGUCCUUCAUCGAGAUUUCCGAGUCGCUGGAAAACACCGGUGGUAACAUCAAUAUCAAACUCUUGGCAUCCCUCGCAUCGAUCUGCAACAGUCACAUCUAUGCCAUUACCUCCGCGCUGGACGUGGAUCCUCCUCCCACAGAGCUGAUUAUGGUUAGGGUUGCCGUCUACAUUCGAGCGAUCAUAUACGACGCGCGAAAUCGCGCAAAUAUCAUCACCUGCGUUGUUGAACCAACCGCACGCUCCAACUCCGGUGUUAUACCAGGUCAGAUCACCACCGAAGGCCUCAAUACUGGCCGGGAUAUAUGUGUUGUUCGAUUGACUGGAGUUUGGGUCAAUUCCAGGAUGAAGAUUCCAAUGGGUAGUGCUGCAGAUAGGAAGGGCCCUGUAGAUGCUUGCUUACGUAGUGGUCUCAUGUGGAAUUGGACCAUGGGGAAAGGGAUCAUUGGUAGGAGCAGCACUAGCUAA